AUGGAUCUGCCAGAUCUGUGCCUAAGUCAAGUUAAUAUACCUGUUCUUGCUUUCCUUGACCAUCAUACCUAUAUCUAUCCCGGAUUUCUCAGGAGCGUAUCUUAUGAUAAGAAUGCUGAGAGAGAGAACUCUGCUGGGCAGGAAGGUAGUGGCAUUAGGGAUAAGAGGAAUGAGGAGUCUCUUGCUCUGGUUAACAUUGUUAAACAAGUUGAACCAAAUAAUGAAGUAGGAGGGAGCUCCAUGGAUGAGAGUAGUCUAGACCCUAUUGGAGGCAAGAACUCUAGUAGUUUCCAAUCUCUGGAAACUAUACCAGAGGAGUCUAGGCUUAUCUCAUCUGAACUGGUGGACAUUGCUGUUCAACAUAGUUCAAUUGGGGCUAGGGUUUUGCAGAGAAAACAAAAAGCUUUUAAAAGGAAAUCAAAACUGGGGAAAGAACCUGUUUCUGAAAAAAUGGCUGUGGAUUUUGAUCUGGUUACUGCUGAUAAAAUCUCUCCUCUUUUAAAGAUCUAA
This is a messenger RNA of Striga asiatica, 510 nucleotides long. NCBI's taxonomy places the organism in Eukaryota, Viridiplantae, Streptophyta, Magnoliopsida, Lamiales, Orobanchaceae. The record is from the annotation of a GenBank genome assembly.